This is a messenger RNA of Colletotrichum lupini, 2130 nucleotides long. RefSeq lists its product as uncharacterized. The coding region runs from base 1 to 2130 and encodes 709 amino acids. The record is from RefSeq and is a predicted model, not a curated record. The transcript has 14 exons. Lineage: Eukaryota; Fungi; Ascomycota; Sordariomycetes; Glomerellales; Glomerellaceae.
AUGUCCUCGGAAGUUGCCAGGCUGUGCCGCUCAGAAUCUACCAACCGCAACCGUGGAAAUGCUGGAGCCUGGAGAGAUGGAGUUGCGCCAAAGCCCGCGGAUACGGAUACAGUCUCAUCGGUUGCUACCAAGGAACUCCGGCCCCCUCGGCCUUCUUCUAGUAUUCGUACCCGCAGUCUCCACGGAAGACCGUUUACGCUUUUGCUACACACGCGGUGGACACGGACCGGUAUUGACUUUCCCAAGAACUCAAAGGGCCCUGGGCUCAUUCUACCGCGUGACAUUACACAAUCUACCAUGGCACGAUUGUGUGAAUCUGAGCUGGCGACAAGACAGUUUCAUCCGCCCGUUGCCAAGAAUGACGGCAGCAUAAACCCGCAAGCAAACACCAACGAGCAACUCCGAGUUCCUGUUUCUUCUGCCCUAUUCACAGACUCCCAGGCCCGUCAUUGUCUCGGGCUGUCGACCCGCGUUUACUCCAGUUUGCCGUGGGCUAACCUCAUUCCGACGGACGAUCCCUCGCGUGGCCGAGGCCAAGGCGGCCAUGCUGUCGUCUUUGCUGGCCACAUUGGGGCGACGUCUCCGUUCCUCACGAUGCCGACUUGCCGUACCAAGCCUUGUGGUUCUCGCAAGAGCCAAGGUAAUCUGGAGGCAUGGUCGCGCGGGAGUUGCGAGGGACUGCACGGCUCACUCGCCGUCAUCAGCGUCGGUACGGAGGACGAGCGGGCUUCCACGUCUUCCAUUGUCUGGUAUAGCGCUUCUUUGAUCAUUUCGCCCGUUGAGUUCCCUCCCCCGGCUCGUCUCGUAUCAUCAGCCGCAGCCGCCCAGCAUGACAACCGUACCCGCGCAUACCCUAAUCUUAUAGUGCCUGUCUACGAGGAAUCAGAUACAACACCAGACCGGGCCACAGCCGACACAAGCACAAUAGCUCUGCCUGCGCAGGAUAAUCGGCAUCCCUCCAAGCUUUCCAGUCCUGCCUUGCUGUUUCUUGGCACACCUCGUUGUGUUCCCCACGCAGGAUAUCACUCUCUCGAGGGAACCAACAAGGGGGGAACUCUCGAGGAACUCGGCGGCGACGACAGUGACACGAGGCUGCAUUCUCGCCGAGUGCAAUCUCAAUCUCCUAGACACUGGUUGACUGCAUCGCACGAUGGACGGCGGAUUCGAGUGGUUCCCGAACGCCCUUUGAUUCGGUUGCCUUACAGGACCAGCAGCAAGGCAGAUGCCUGUUCCGUGACAGCAAACAAGAACGAACAACAACAGCUAUCCAACGCAAUGUGUAGUGGAUUUGCAUGUCUCGCACUGACGGCUGAGGGUCGUCUUUGGGUUGAGGAGGUUCCCUCCGAGGACGGAUACUUUUGGUUCUUCUCCCUCGAGUCCCAUCUACGGAGCCACCAGUCGCGGAAGGCCUGGGUCCCCAUAGUUCAGCUGCCCAAGGCUCAAGGCGCGAAAAUUCUCCCCCUGUUUUCGUCCCGGUUCCUGGCUGUUCUUUUCCCGGCGCAGUUCCCAGCCAUUGCCUCAUGGGGAAACAGGUUGUUCCGAUCAGGCACGCCCAAGGACAGCAAGCACGGUGUCCCGGAGGCCGGUGCCUUCUUUCCCAAGUUCCCAGUGCCAGUUGCGCACCUUGACAGCCUGACACCACAGACAAUGGAAGGUCCAGUGUCCCGGUUCCUUCCUUGCAAGUUUGCUGGGUACUUGAAGGAAACAUGCCAGUUCAAUGACUUCACCCAUGACGCCAAAGCAACGCGACAUCAACAUCACUGGCCGGUACAUCCCAGGCUGCUUCCACUCUUGGAUCUCGUCACAGCAGCCGGAACCUGGGUCUCUGCCCGGAGACGCACUGGAAAUAGCUUCUUCUUCCAACCUGCAACGUUCCUCCAGCCCAUCCUGACGCCACAUGCAGCUCAACCACGCGUGGCCCCCAAAAACUCACGUCGUCGACGUGACAUGCUUCGCCUGCGCUCCUCAACAGUGUCAGACGCAGUGAUUCAGAUGGCUGCCGGCAUAACGUCCCACAAAGUACGGAGAGCACCAAUAUGCGUCAGGCAACCUCCACACUCGUUUGGCCAACGCAUCCAUGCUACAAAUCCCACCCAUCCUGACCUCCGCUGCUCGCACACACACUACUGA